CCACUUGUAAAGCACCAUGUCAAAGGUGGCAGGUCGACGCAGUAGCACCACCGCCCUUCUCACAGACUCCCCGGCGUGGCGGCGGGCUAACCGCGCCGCCGAACACCUCUUGCAGCUGAUCACCAAGCAUCCGUGGAUCUUUCUGCUCCUGCUGAGCAUUCUCAUCGCGUACGUCGUCUAUAUCUCCUGCAAGAAGGUUCGCUCUACCAAUGCCACCCGUACCGUCCCUGGGAAGGCUUCCGCGUCGCAGGCGCGCCUCGUUCCCGUCCCCUCCACUACCACCAGCCACACGCCGUCGUUCCAUGUCGACGAGGCACCCGCAUUGCUGGCUGAUGCAGAUAAGCGCGCGGAGUUGCGAAUUGGACUGCUGCGGUCCAUCCGGAUCUUUGGGGAUGUCUUCGAGGACGCCGAUAUCAUCAAUAUGGCUAAGAGUCUGCAGAUUAUCCGCCUGCAGGAAGGAGAGGUGUUGUGUAAGCCGGGAGAGCCGGAUCAGUUCAUUUAUGUGCUGCAGGAGGGGAAACUGAUGCUGUCCUGCUUAGAUACGAAAAGUGGUCAGCCUUCGCCGAUCCGGGUGGUGGAGAAAGGGGAAAGCAUUUAUUCCAUCCUGAACAUCAUGGAAGCCUUCGCCGGUCGCGGGACGCCGGUGAAGUCGUGUGGCAUCGCGGCGCUGGAGGACAGUUACGUGGCCAAAUUCCCCAUGGCCAUGCUGGUGGCGGAGGUGGCACGCGACUCCCAGCACAUGCUGCGCGUAGUGCAACUGAUCAUGAUGUGGCUGCACAGGGUGCUCUUCGUGGCACUGUUCAACUUCCUUGGUCUUAGCCACGAGAUCUUCCUCAGCCGGCAGUCGGCCACGGUGUCGCGGUCCAGCGGGGAGCGCAAGAUGAGCUCCUUCUCCAGCUACGCUGACCGCGAUCGCCAGUUGCUGCAGGAGGGACGCAUCGGGGAGGUGGAGGUAUUGCAACCGGAUCGGGACUUCCGCGCGGCGAUUAACGAUCUCAACAAGCAGUUUCAACUACCCGACAGUACGUUGCUGGAGAAGAAAGUUAGCUACCUGAGCGUGCCGGCUGGCACGCUGAUCGUGCAGGCCAACGAGCCGGAUACGCCGCUGCUGUACGUGGCCGCCGGCUGUCUAAGCGCCUGGAGCAAAAAGCCGGAGGAGGACGGCGGUGGCGAUCUGGAUGAGAGCAUGGUGGAGGUGUUCCAGGUGGUCAAGGGCGAACUGUUGGGCGGACUGGCCGUGCUGUCGGGAGAACCGAUGCUCUUCCAGAUUGAGACGAAACUGCACAGCAAACUCAUUGCCAUUCACAGGUCAGACUUUUACGAAAUCUUACCGCUGAAGCCCAGCAUGGUGUACAGUAUCGCUUUGUCAGAGAUCGCCAGGCUCUCGCCUUUCAUGCGCCAGACCGACUUUGGACUGGACUGGGUGCACAUCAAUGCCGGUCAUCCGCUCUACCGUUUGGGUGAAGAGCCGCUGGCGCUGUUCAUCGUAUUGGCCGGCCGGCUGCGCUCGAUGAUUUACCGCGAGGAGAACCGAGAGUUCGUAGAGGAUUUGUGCCGCGGCGAUCUGGUAGGGCUGGUGGAGGUGUCGGUGCAGUGUCCGCGGCAGACCACCGUCAUCGCCGUCCGCGACUCCGAGGUGGCCAAGAUCCCCGUGGCACUACUCGACCUCAUCAAGGCUCGCAAUCCCAAGGUGGUUAGCCGGCUGAUCCGCGCCCUCGGCACCGGCAUCGUUACCAGCAUUCACAAGGCCAACGAGAACUUUGUCGCCGAAGGUCUGCCGCGUACGCCAUCCCGGCCGGAAUCGAUGACCACCAUCGCCGUUGUCCCGUGCGACGGUAGCGCCCCCUUCGGAGCCUUUGCCGCCGAAUUGGAAGGGGCCUUUAACGCCAUCUGCAAAACGGUGCGCAUCACUAGCGAGGAUGUCAAGCGCAACAUCGGCAGCCGCGCCUUGCAGCCGGUAGGCGCCGCCCGCCUCUCUGCCUGGCUGUCGCAAAAGGAAGACGAAAACCGCAUUGUGCUCUACCAGAGCGACGGCUCGCUGACAUUGUGGACGCUCCGCUGCUUGCGACAGGCUGAUUGUAUUCUCCUCGUCGGUCUGGGAGAUGGUGCUCCGGAACUGAAUGAAGUCGAUCAUCUCCUGCGCUCGUCCGCUGACUCCAUCCGCGCACGCAAGGAUCUCGUGUUGUUGCAUAAAAUGGGCAGCAUCGACACCAGCCGGACACACGACUGGCUAACCAUGCAUACAUGGUGCGCGUUAUUGCACCACGUGGCCUGUCCCGAGCGGAUGUUCCAAAAACGCCGGCGUAGCACCACCGCUUCCCUCCCGCGACCACCUCCCGAAAAACACUCGGACCUCAGCCGACUGGCGCGCAUCCUGACUGGGACGGCGGUGGGGUUGGUGUUGGGAGGGGGCGGGGCGCGUGGUUUCUCUCACAUUGGACUGGUGGAGGCGCUGGGCGAGGCCGAUAUUCCCAUCGACAUGAUCGGCGGCGUCAGUAUGGGAGCUUUCGUGGCGGCACUGUGGGCGCUGCUGCGCGAUAUCAAGGAGGUGCGCCGGCGGGGUAAGGCGUGGGCGGUCAGUGCUAGCAGCAGCUGGAAUAUGUUGCGGGAGCUCACCUAUCCGUACAUGGCCAUCUUCCGCGGUGGAUUGUUCAAUCGCAGUCUGAGGGAAGCGCUGGGGGAGGGACAUAUUGAACAGUUGUGGAUACCGUAUUUUACGGCGAGCACAGAUUUAACGGACGUAACACUGCGAAUUCACACGCGGGGCUCCCUGUGGCGAUACGUCCGCGCCAGUAUGACCAUCGUCGGUUAUCUGCCUCCGCUCUGCGAUCCCGAAGACGGUCACCUGCUAGUGGACGGCGGCUACAUGAACAACGUCCCGGCCGACGUGAUGCGGCAGCGUGGCGCCGGUAUCAUCCUGGCUGUGGAUGUGGGCCGAGAGACGGUGCGGCAGACCUUCGACUACGGUGACGAGUUCAACGGCUGGUCCACCCUAAUCCAGCGCUUCUCGCCCUGGGCAGCGCCUCUCCUUGUACCCAACAUCACUGAACUGCAGUCUCGACUGGCCUAUGUCCGCUCCACCUGGAUCCUGGCCGGGCUGAAAAAGGCGCGCUGGUGCACGUAUCUGCGACCACCCAUCACUUCCUACCAAACGCUGGAGUUCACCAGCUUCGACGAGAUCACCGAUGUCGGGUAUUAUUUUGGCCAGAUGACGCUGGCCGAGGGUUUGCUGCGGGGCAAGAUCACCGACACCGAACGCCAACUGCUAACCACUAGUUUUGGCCUGUACAUCGCUAACCGUCGCCCACAACCCAUCAUUGGACAAUACCUAAACGAUCUGGCGUCCUUCGGACGGACCGCUGACACGGCCCUUGAGACUCUGGACCCCGGGGACGCCACUCUGGGCGUGGCCGAGUCUCGCAGCCUUGUGGAGCUGGCUCCCGAGGUGCGCGUCGGCACCCUUCCCAGCGACACUGCUCUGCGCCGGCGGGAACGCCAGCGUCGACCAUCCAUCUCGCGGCCGACCCCGCGCUACAUGUCCCUCAAUCAGCACCUCCUCCCGGCCGGCGGCCACAUGGCCGAGGUGCCUUCGCACAUCCUGGGUGUGCCGGCCACGCCCUCCUGGUGGUCGGAGGGUGGGUUGAGUGAGGAGAGCGGCGCCGUGUCAGCCGUUUCAGAGGACGACGUGGGGAUUGUGGAAAAAGAACGGACGCUGUUGGAUCCGCGGUUAUUGCAACCGCCCGGCGCCCAGCCCAGCAACGAAUCGAGUGGACUGGUGGAAUCGUCGCCGGCGGCGGACGGGCUGUGAUAUGGGGAUCGUGAUGGAUGGGCGUUAAUUUGUGUCAUUAAUAAGCUAUUACCGCUCGGGCAUCGAUUGGGCGCUUCCGCCUGGCUGACGGCAGUCAUCAUUAGGCUGUGAGUGUGAGAGCUGGGACGCCGUGCAGCUGUGCUCGUAAAACACCCAUUGACACACAAACCAUCGCCACUCGUAAGCGACGUUUUGCACCCGCUUUGCACUGCACUGCAGUGGGAAUAAAUGGCUGAUGGAAAAAAACAAGCAAAACUGACUGAAAAAUGCCCGGCAUUCCAUUCCCGGGUGUUGGUCCUGUUUGGAUAAACAUGUGCCAGUGCAAGACGAUGCUGCUGUGCGGGGUUAGUCAGCACUGGCGCGGGGCGUCGCCCUGCCGUGCCGGGCAUACAAAGCCGGAUAGUUUGGCACGCGAGGCCGUGAUUGAACGGGUCUGCGUGUGUCCGCCUGUGAUGGAUCGCAUUCUGUUACGUUGAUACAGUUUUUCUUCACCCCGCUGUUUACUCCGCAAAAGCCAUGUGUUUUUUCGUUUUCUGUGUGUACAGUGUCAGUGUGUAUAGUCGUCAAUAAAAUUCACUUGAGGCGGCAAUUAACUGGCAGUGCAGCGUCCACUUGACAAUUAAUUAGACGCUGAAUAGCAAAUAAUCCCGGGCGCUCGCUCCACUUGACGGCCGACGCAUGUAUAAUAUAAAAGACUCACGGGAGCGGUUUUUGGUGUUUGACUCGGUUUCUUCCGGGUAGAAUGUGCAGCGACGGAGUAGCAUUUAGUUGAUGCGUUAGUUGGAUUAAUCGUGUUUGCCGGCUGGUUGACUGUGUUGGCCGUAGUUGAAUGCAGCCGGCCGCGGCAGGAUCAGGAAUGCCGGAUGACUUGGAAUGUGUGUCACCGCAGAUUACAAUCCUGGUACUGGGCAGUGCCGCUUCCGGGAAGACGCAGAUCAUCGGGCAGUUCAUGGACUGCGAGUACCGCGAGCAGUACCGGCCCACCGCCGCCCUCCACAUUCACUACAAAUCCGUCGGCCUCAACGAGCGCCUCUACCAGCUGGCUAUCCUCGACCUCCCCG
Paramacrobiotus metropolitanus is the source of this 4869-nucleotide messenger RNA. Its product is annotated as patatin-like phospholipase domain-containing protein 7. The record is from RefSeq and is a predicted model, not a curated record. NCBI's taxonomy places the organism in Eukaryota, Metazoa, Tardigrada, Eutardigrada, Parachela, Macrobiotidae. Bases 17 to 3808 code for a protein of 1263 amino acids. The transcript is spliced from 13 exons. Gene Ontology annotation, cellular component: endoplasmic reticulum. Gene Ontology annotation, molecular function: phosphatidylcholine lysophospholipase A1 activity. Gene Ontology annotation, biological process: phosphatidylcholine metabolic process.